AUGGUUAAUUAUUAGACAAAGACAACAAAAAAAAAUUCAGAGAAUAUAACCUAAGAUAUUUAAUGUUUUUUUUAAUGAUUAAUAAAAAUACAAAAAUUAUAGGAAAAAAUGUUGUUCUAGUUCCAUAUCGCGAGGAACACGUCCCAAAAUAGCAUAAAUGGAUGCAAUCCGAAGAACUUCAGCAGUUAACUGCUUCAGAACCACUUUCUUUGGAGGAGGAAUACGAAAUGCAAAAGUCAUGGCAAAGAGACGAAAAUAAAUGUACCUUUAUAGUUCUUUAUAAAGAAAAAUACGAAAACACUGGAGACGAAAUAGAGUCCAUGAUUGGCGACACAAAUCUAUUCUUUGCCACCCCAGAUGAUUGUAUAUGUGCCGAAGCUGAAAUUAUGGUAGCAGAACCGUGGGCUAGAAGUAGAAAAUGUGGCUGGGAAGCAAUGCUUCUUAUGUUUCUAUAUGGCAUAAAGUAUUUGAGAGUUAAACAGUUUAUUGUUAAAGUUUCUUCCGAUAAUAUCCCGAGUAUAAGCAUGUUUCAGAAAAUGGGCUUUCUUGAACUAAGCAGGAGCGAAGUAUUUCAGGAAAUCACUUUUAGUAAAUUAGUCGACAGUACUUGGAUACAAUGGAUUGAGAUUAGUUUGAAAGGAUAUGAAAUUAUUAAUAAAAGCACUAAUAUUUAAGAUAUGGGUUUAAAUAUACUGACUCAUAUGACUGAAAUUUUUAAUAGUAUUUUAUGUAAAUAACCUAUAAUGGUGUCUUUGUCUACAAUAUUAUGAGUGCCAAAUGUGGCACUGACAACCGACUUUUAAUUUCAAAAUGGAAAUCCAGUUAAAACCCAAAUAUCCACACUGUAUAAAGCAAAACUACAUGACCAGAUUAAACGUACGGGGUCUAGAGAACGAUACCGCAGACGCCCUCCGGGAGGCCAUCAAGAAGAUGACUUCCACCAAUAACUUCAAUCUCAAUCUUGGACGCUGAACAAGGCUGGACACAACUAAGAGAUGCGAUUUAUAAAACCAGCGAAGCAGUACUGGGAAAAUCCAACAAAUAGAAACAACCAGACUGGUUUAACAAAAAAGUUAAAAAGUGUCUGUUUUCUAAUGUUUUUUAUUAGUAGUACACAUUUUAAGUUUUUACUUCCUAUAAUAUAAUUCCCAUUAACGUUAAAAAGCGUUUCACUAAACAUUAUAGAAAUGUGUACGAGUUACGUUACAAAAUAUGUGCUUUAACCCUUUUUGCGCGACGACCGCAUCCUCAUCCGUAGUGUAAGUUUCUACGUUAUGUACCCUUACUUAUUUAACUGUCUAUUAUUAUAUGGCUUUCUCGGAGAUGCGAGUGAUA
Molecule: messenger RNA, 1335 nt
Organism: Sitophilus oryzae (rice weevil)
Lineage: Eukaryota; Metazoa; Arthropoda; Insecta; Coleoptera; Curculionidae
Product: N-acetyltransferase 9-like protein
Exons: 4
Coding region: 162-674 (170 amino acids)
Biological process (GO): protein acetylation
Molecular function (GO): N-acetyltransferase activity
Source: RefSeq, a predicted model, not a curated record